Molecule: messenger RNA, 585 nt
Organism: Brassica rapa (field mustard)
Lineage: Eukaryota; Viridiplantae; Streptophyta; Magnoliopsida; Brassicales; Brassicaceae
Molecular function (GO): RNA-DNA hybrid ribonuclease activity; nucleic acid binding
Source: RefSeq, a predicted model, not a curated record
AUGGCGGAGGUGGAAAGUAGGAUGUGGUUGGAAGCACAGUUAACCGUUAAGGAUCCUAAUGAGAAUUCAUAUACUGGGAAUGUACAUCAAUCGGAGGAUCUAGGCCUGGAAGACUUUAGAGUUUGUUAUAUUGAUGGCGCUUGGAAAGAGGAUGAUAAGUUUACGGGACAAGGGUGGUUUUGUAAACAGAGAGGAUCAACAGAGGUUAUGUUUGGGGCAAUGAAUCUUCGAAGAAGUUUGUCACCUCUCCAUGCAGAAUGCGAAGCACUUAUUUGGGCAAUGGAAUGCAUGAAGACCCUCCAAUAUCCUGAUGUAGUUUUUGCGACGGAUUGUUCUCAGCUGGUGAAGAUGGUGUCGACACCUGAAGAAUGGCCUGCAUUUUCUACACACAUGGAAGAAUUCAAGCGAAGUAAGACUUUCUUCCCCCAUUUUCGGAUCAGACAUAUCCCUAGAGCACAAAAUACCUUGGCGGAUAAGCUUGCACGUAGUGCGAGGAGUUCUCCUUCAGCUAUGCUUUAUGUCGAUUCAACUCCACCGGUUUGGCUUGCUAGAUCGGCUGGAGACUCAGCUCUAAUUAGUGUUUGA